AUGCUGCAGCAUUUCAGGCUAUUAAGAAACCUCCCGAAAUUAGCGCAUACCUACAUAUCCCCCCUCCAAAGCUUAAAUAAACAGCAGUUAAUAAGCUCACACAAUAUACUCAACUUUAAACCGAAGGCUGCUGAAAUCAAGUUUUUUCUUCCCGAUGUUGUUAGAUUGACCAAUCUCGAGAAAUGUGUGUUCGAAGCGCCUACUUUUGUGAGCGCGAUCAGAAUCAACAAACCCAUUGCAUUGCCGUCGCUACCGGAUGUCAUUCCAAUAGAACUCAAAAACGAUUUCACAGUUCGAAGGCGCAAGAUGAAAAAACACCAAAAGAAGAGACUACGUAAGCGUCAUGCAGUGUUGCUUCGAAAACUGCAGAUGAUGCGUGAGAAAAAGGAGGAAGGCAAAUUGCAACAGUUAUUAGAAUUUUGGAGAAUACGUUCAGAAGCAUGGGAUCCAUCUGAUAAAAUAAAAAAGCAGCUACAUUUUGCCAGAAGAUCCGGUUAUUACAUAGAUAUACUAAAUACUAAAGGUAGUCCAUUUUUCAAAGAAUAA
Schistosoma turkestanicum is the source of this 546-nucleotide messenger RNA. NCBI's taxonomy places the organism in Eukaryota, Metazoa, Platyhelminthes, Trematoda, Strigeidida, Schistosomatidae. The record is from the annotation of a GenBank genome assembly.